This is a messenger RNA of Ahaetulla prasina, 3643 nucleotides long. It is a transcript of the gene AZI2, whose product is annotated as 5-azacytidine induced 2. The record is from RefSeq and is a predicted model, not a curated record. Gene Ontology annotation, biological process: canonical NF-kappaB signal transduction. Bases 270 to 1403 code for a protein of 377 amino acids. The transcript is spliced from 8 exons. Gene Ontology annotation, cellular component: cytoplasm. NCBI's taxonomy places the organism in Eukaryota, Metazoa, Chordata, Lepidosauria, Squamata, Colubridae.
CACACGUUACUGUCAUGUGAGAUGAUGAAAGUCCUGGUGAGUCUGAGGGAGUGAAGGGAAGAAAGAGAAAGAGAGCGUCGUGCAGCUGCGGGGAACUUUGGUUGAAGUUUCAUCUGCUUCUGGGCUGCGAGGAGAAGACGAGAAGUCUAAGCUAAAGUGGGCUCCCUUUCUUCUUCCCCCCGCACAGCGACCCUGCGCUGUUAACUGGUGCGUUCGGAGACGAAAGGGCCCCGCCCACUUCUGCCUCGAGCUUGCUGGCUGCAGCUAUCAUGGAAGAAGUAGCUGAAGAUGACAUUGAUAUCCUGAAUCGUGAAAAAGCAGACACUCACCACAGACAAGAUGGACAAUUUCCUAUUCCAGUGUUUUCAGGAGAAGAAUCAGUUGCUUCACAUUUUGCCCUUGUCACUGCUUAUGAAGAUAUUAAAAAGCGUCUGAAAGAGACAGAAAGAGAAAAUUCUUUCUUAAAGAAAAAAGUGAGAAUGUUAGAAGAAAAGCUUCUUGAAUCCCAUUUGGAAGAAGUAACAAGUUCUGUGGGUCGUGAGCAAGUUAACAAAGCUUAUCAAGCAUAUCGGGAAUCUUGUAUAGAACGAGAUAAUCUGAAAAGUCAACUGGAUAAAACGAUGAAAGAGAACAUGGAAUAUGUGAAAACCUUGAAUGAGCAGUUGCAGUCUAAAGAAGUAGAACUCUUACAGCUAAGAACAGAAGUGGAAACUCAACAAGUGAUGAAGAGUUUCAAUUCUAACCCAUCUAACUGGGAAAUAGACAAACUGAACAAUGAGCUGAAGAUGCACAAUCUGGAACUGGAUUUGGAGAAAUUGAAGGAAGAAUGUAACCAUCUUAGGAAGGAAAGGCAAAAAUCUGUUGAAUCCCAAGGAAGUUUAAUAAAUGGAGAAUUUAUCCAACAGCAAAAUAUCGAUAGUGAACGCAUUCAGCAGGUAUACAGGGAACUGAAGAGGGAGAUGUCUAAUUUGCAUCUGGUGACUGAAGUGCAAGUUGAGAUGCUGAAGAAACUGAAAUUGAUUCCAUCUACAACUAAGAAAGUGCCAUCCUAUACCUCUGUUCAGUAUAUUGAAGAUCUUGAAAGGGAUGCUACCAACCUCCACUUAGGUGCUUCUGGAGCAAUAUGCAAAAAUAGAUUACUUCAAACAAGUGAAGAUGUUUUUGGUAAUCUUGCAUCAUCCUCACCAUGUACUAGUGAGAAAUUUAGCUCUGCAUGUGACACUCCAUUUCUGGAACAUAACUCCUAUGGAAAAAAUUCUCUGGAAGAUAAUUCUUGGGUAUUUCCAAGCCCUCCAAAACCUAGUGAAUCAGUAUUUUGGGAAAUGAAAAACAGAGUGACUCACUUAAAUUUUCCAGGAAACAACUUGGAUCAGUAUAACCAAAAUUGCUUGCAUAAGAGCUAAGAACAGUAGGAGGAACUUGAAAGUAGUCCUGGAUAAGGUCUUGUACUUGUUAGUAGAAAAUAAGUAAUGAGGCUGUAUAAUGAACUUUUAAGAUGGAUGAGAUUUUCCCCGUUAUCUAAACUUGAAAAACAGUGAGUCCAAAGGAAUAUGGUGAAUGAUCUGUUAUAUCCUCAAUUUUCUGAUUACACAUUGGCAGAUUUCUAAAGUAUUGAAUUGUGGAAUAAAAUAAGAGCAACAUGUGGUAUGAAUAAUACUGCUCCAAAGUAUGUUACAUUCAAAAAUGUUGACGAGCUAUGAGAAGGACUUAAUUUUUGGACAAGUUUUGAUUUAAGCUCAGGUAAUUUAAUAUAUUAAAUUCUGAGGCAGUCUCUGGCUUUUUAUUAAUGGAUGAUAUGCUGAAAAGGAGCAAAUGAAUUGUGUAAAAAUUACUUUCAUUCGUUUUUUUCAAUUUAUCAGCUUAUCAUUACCCCAUGGUAAAAAAAAUUGAAAUAGGGUAAAAUGGAAAAGUAUCUUAAUACUGCAGUAAAAUAUCGCAUCACUUCCCAAAUAACGUCAUGUAUUUAUUGCUUCCUUUUGGGGGGCAUUUCCUGUUCAAAAUGCUAUGAUUGUUUUGAGGUGAAAUAUCUAGGCUCCUUAAUACAGCUAGGAAGAACUAUAACAUUCCAAAUAAUGUAAUCUUUCUGUGAUUCCACAUUUCUGAUAUAUUCUAUACUGAAGAAGAUGCAUUUGAUCCAAAAUACUGCAUACAUGGGUAACCUGGUUGUUUAACAGCAUUGAAAUAAUUUUACAUCUUUUCUGUCUCAUUUUAUUAGCAGUAAAUUUUAAUUGAACUUCUAUACCCUCAAAUUAGUAGAGAUGCUUUUACCAGCCUAUAAAUGGGUAGAUUUCUAACAGUAGUUUUAUGUACCUGGUAUUUGAGAUGCAGAAAGAGUGGGGGGAAAGGUACAAACAUGUACAAUUCAUGUAUCCUGCCAUUUCCCAUUUGUUUCUGAAUGUGUACUUGAAACAUGAAUAGAGAAAAGUUAAAUCUAUAGUGGAAAAAAUAAUUGUAUGUUUCUGAAAGAUAAAAACAUCCCAUGUGGUUGUGCAGAUGAGCAGCACAACCAUAUCAGUGUUAUCUUCCCCUUCUUCCUGUGCAUUGCAUUUUGUAUAAUUCAGUACUGGUGCUUUCUUCCUUAUAUUACUAAAGAGAAUAUAAUCUGCGGAGGGAGGUGAAAGUGUGGAGUUUUUUUUCCUGUGUUAAUGAAUGGCACACAUAAUGUUCCUCAGAUUUUUAAAAAAUCUUGUCUUGUUCACAUAUCCUACCUUGUCUAUGAUUAAUGGAAAUCGUGUCAGAUGCAGGAAUUUAUUCUGACCAAUGAACAUAGCUGACUCAAGGGAGUACAAUUCUCCUGUAGACUAAUAGAACAAACCCCAAUAUGCAUAUAAUAAAUCUAAGCCACUGACUUCAGCUGAUAGAACCAACUACCUGUGUAAUAAAAAGAAGGAGCAGUAGCCAUUUCUGUGACUGCAUAGCUCUAAUGUUUCUCAGGACUGCUUUUUUGGAUUACAGAUUCUUGAAUAAGUUACCAUUAUUCAACAUGCCAAGCUGCUUCUUGUUUCUAACGAUGUAUUGAGGAUCCAGCCAUGUUUUUAAAAAACUUAUUUUUUUUAAACAAUCGUAUGCAAUUGAAACCUUCUUUUAUUUUAAAUGCUCUGAGCUAUAUAUUCACCUAUACUAAUUAAAAUCCUAAAUUUGAGCAAAUUCUGAUUCCAACCCAAUUCUGUAUCUGAGUGGAAAACAAAAUCUGGAGUAAGUUUCAUUGUUAUAAUUAGGAAUGUGUAAACUUCUUUCAAUUUAGGAAUGUAGCAUUCUCUUCCCCUCCCAAAUCAAGAUGUUCUUGAGAUAGAAAGGAUUUAAAUUGACCCUAACAUUUGAUUAUUUCAUUUAUAUAUCUAAAAUAAUAUAAUACAAUUUAAAACUUACAUUUUAAAUAGAUCAAAGUAGAAUACAUUAGAAAAGGAAAUAGGAAAAAAGCAAAUAAAACUCCAGUACUAAAUAUAAAAGAUUGGGUGAACCAUUUCUAAUCAUGCCUGUUGUGUUUUAUGAGUUGCUCUGAGAUACUGAAAUGACAUUUUAAUCUCUUAAAACUCCUUGAUAAAGAACACUUGAAAGCCUAUAGUAAUGUGGUUUUCUUAAAUGAAAUGUAAUGGCUAGAUGGCUAAUUUAUAGAAAAUAAACAGUUUUUUAAUCUGAGAAA